AUGAUGUUAUUGGACCUACUUCACAAAUUUCUCAACUUAGUAGCUCCUCCAUUUACCUUGUUUACUUUGUUGUUUUUGUUGCCACCUUAUCAAUUCAUCAAGUACAUCUUGUCAAUAUUGAGCACAGUUUACAGUGAGGAUGUUGCUGGCAAGGUUGUUGUCAUUACUGGGGCAUCCUCAGGCAUCGGCGAGGUUUUGGCCUAUGAAUACGCGAGAAGAGGUGCAUGCUUAGCCAUUGCAGCCAGAAGAGAGAAGAGUCUACUUGAAGUAGCCGAAAGGGCACUUGAUCUAGGCGCCCCGGAUGUUUUAGUCGUCCCAGCUGAUGUUUCAAACGUUGACGACUGCAGAAGGAUUGUUGAUAGAACCAUGAGUCACUUUGGACGACUGGAUCAUCUGGUUAAUAAUGCUGGAGUGACUGCAGUUGCUUUGUUCGAAGAAAUAGAAGACAUCACUAACUUUAGAUCCAUCAUGGACAUCAACUUCUGGGGUUCAAUUUACAUGACAAAGUUUGCGAUUCCCUACCUGAGACGUAGCGAAGGUAGAAUCAUUGUGCUUUCUUCUGCAGCAUCUUGGAUUCCUGCUCCAAGAAUGAGCCUUUAUGCUGCAAGCAAAGCAGCGAUGACACUGUUUUUUGAGGCGUUAAGGAUUGAAUUUGGACGGGACAUCAAAAUAACAUUGGUCACACCUGGCUAUGUUGAAUCAGAAAUGACACAAGGGAAAUUCAUAGACAAGACUGGCAAAGUAGAUGUUGAUCCUCAAAUGAGGGAUGUUCAAGUGAGCAUAAUCCCUGUGGUGAAAGUAGAAGAAUGUGCCAAGGCCAUUGUGAAUGGCGCUUGUCGCGGAGAGAGAUAUGUUACUGUACCAGCUUGGUUCAAGGUCACCUACUUGUGGAAGGUUUUCUUCCCAGAGGUUGUGGAGUGGAUUUUGAGGUUGUUGUGGCUUAGCAGUUCAGGAUCGUCGCCAGAGGACGCUUUAAGCAAGAAAAUAUUGGAUUACACUGGUCUACAAAAAGUGUUGUACCCUGAAAAUAUUCGGGAGCUCGAAUCUAAGAUCAAGUGA
Molecule: messenger RNA, 1059 nt
Organism: Solanum verrucosum
Lineage: Eukaryota; Viridiplantae; Streptophyta; Magnoliopsida; Solanales; Solanaceae
Product: 11-beta-hydroxysteroid dehydrogenase A-like
Exons: 6
Coding region: 1-1059 (352 amino acids)
Molecular function (GO): oxidoreductase activity
Source: RefSeq, a predicted model, not a curated record